CAAGCCGCCGGGCCGGUGCAAGGUGUUUUUCCUUCGGAUCCAAUGUUGAGUAAUCGGUUUCAGCAACAGCAGCAGCAGCAGCAGCAGCGGCAGCAGCAACAAGCGCAACAGCAACCACAGCAGCCGCAGAUUGAUGGAUCAAUUGUUGCAUUUGGAAAUGGAGUGGAGGGAACUGGUGUAAUAAGGGGGAAAAGGCGAGUGGUGGACGAGCCGGUUGAUAAAGUUGCGCAGCAGAGACAGAGGAGGAUGAUUAAGAACAGAGAAUCUGCGGCCAGGUCGAGGGAACGGAAGCAGGCAUACACUGUUGAGCUUGAGUCUCUAGUGUCACAGCUGGAAGAGGAGAACGCGAGACUUUUGAAAGAGCAGGAAGACGAGAAAAAGAAGAGGCUUAAGCAGCUCAUGGAAAAUGUGAUCCCAGUACUGGAGAAGCGUAGACCACGUGCUCUUCGGAGAGCUCGUUCUGUGUAAUGGUAGGAGUGGCAUUCCAAGGAUUAAGGUACAUGGAGCCUUCUGAUACGAAUAACUCUCCAAAGGUAUAGGAAGUUAACACCUAGAACAGAGCAACUUUGUUCUUUCUUGGAAAUUAUCUUACAUGUCAGGUAUUCCUCCAGUGUGUAUAAAGGGAAAAACUUUUGAGGGUGUUCAACAUGAUAUUUGGAAGGCAAUUUCAAUGAAGCUGGAAUGAGGUGUUGUUUCAUUCCCAUUGUGCAUUGUUCCAAAAGCAGCGAAUGUAUAAGGGGUGUCAUGUGUUGUCGAGGUUAAGGGGAAAAAAAAAUGAAGGUAAAUAGGGAACUGUUUCAGUCAGAGAGUUUCCUCAUUUUCUACUGUGAGGGGGAGCAGUGAAGCAUGGAAUGGAAUAUUUUUUGUGCUUUUCUACAUGUUAUAGUUAUAUAUGAUAUGAUAAACAGAAUUAAGUAUACAAGAAUGCACAUGUUGUCUCAUUUCGGCA
Messenger RNA from Macadamia integrifolia, 949 nucleotides. RefSeq names its product bZIP transcription factor 12-like. Gene Ontology annotation, biological process: positive regulation of DNA-templated transcription. The transcript has 4 exons. Gene Ontology annotation, cellular component: nucleus. The coding region runs from base 43 to 468 and encodes 141 amino acids. The record is from RefSeq and is a predicted model, not a curated record. Gene Ontology annotation, molecular function: DNA-binding transcription factor activity. Lineage: Eukaryota; Viridiplantae; Streptophyta; Magnoliopsida; Proteales; Proteaceae.